AUGAACGGCGACAACUACGCCUCGAGAGACUCGGGCCGCUCGAGAGAGCAUCAUGGUUCAAGGUACGACCGAGACGACCGAAGAGACCGUGAUCGCGACAGGAACCGAGACAGAGGCGAUCGAAGACGUUCGAGAUCUCCGCAUCAUCGAUCUUCGCGACGCGAUUAUGAAGAUUCAUAUUCCUCCAGUCGAGACUAUCGUGCAAGGGAACGAGAAGACAGAUAUGGAUCUCGACGUGAUGAUCGCGAAUGGGAGCGAGAUCGGGGCCCGAGACGACGAGACGAUGACCGGCGACGAGACCGAGAUCUCUUUGACGACCGUCGCGGCGGUGGCGGAGGAGGGGGAGGAGGGGGGCGAGACCGUGAUCGUGGCGGACGCGAAGAUCGUGACGAAUUUGCUGCGCAAGCACGAGGCCGCAAGAACAGCCCUCCCCCUAAGAAGAGAGAGCCUACGCCAGACCUAACAGAUGUGGUUCCCAUCUUGGAGCGCAAGAGAAGAAUGACACAAUGGGAUAUCAAGCCGCCUGGUUAUGAAAAUGUCACAGCCGAACAAGCAAAGAUGUCUGGCAUGUUCCCUCUGCCUGGCGCCCCCCGUCAGCAACAGAUGGACCCCAGCAGACUGCAAGACUUCAUGAAGCAGCCUGCGGGCGCCGCUACGAAUACAGCAUUGAAGCCGUCGAAUGCGCGUCAAUCAAGGAGGCUGUUUGUUUCGAAUCUGCCUGCGACUGCAACAGAGGACAGCCUUCUGCAAUUCUUCAAUCUGCAGCUGAACAGCCUGAACGUUACCAAGAACAGCGAUCCGUGCGUUCAAGCCAACAUUGCCGAAGACCGGAGUUUUGCCCUCGUCGAGUUCAAGUCUCCGUCUGACGCAACUGUGGCCCUGGCUAUGGACGGGAUCACCAUGGAGGAACAUCAUACUGAGAUGAAUGGUAAUGGAAACGGCAAUCCGAAGGGUUUAGAGAUCCGACGGCCGAAGGACUACAUUGUUCCGUCUGCAGACGAAGAUGCGUACACCGAGGGCGAGGUCUCAUCUGAAGUGCCAGACACAUCGAACAAACUCGCCAUCACCAAUCUCCCGCCAUUCCUGACCGACGACCAAGUGCUAGAACUAUUAAAGGCCUUUGGUGAUCUGAAAGCUUUUGUGCUUGUCAGAGAUGUUGAUGCUCCCGAGUCAAGGGGGAUUGCAUUCUGCGAGUAUUCUGACCCAGCAGUUACUAGCGUGGCUUUGGAAGGCCUGAAUGGUAUGGACCUUGCAGGCAAUGCCAUCAAAGUCACCCGAGCCAGUAUUGGAUAUACUCAGGCUGCUGGGCUGGACAUGGGCGUGAACGCAAUGUCAAUGUUUGCUGGCACCACUUCAGAUGGUUUCGAGGAUGGUCGCGUGCUCCAGCUGCUCAACAUGGUCACCGCAGAGGAGCUCAUCGACAACGAGGACUAUGAAGAAAUAUGCGAAGAUGUUAUGGAAGAGUGCUCCAAGUACGGCACUAUCCUUGCCAUGAAGAUCCCCCGUCCCUCCGGGGGCAGCAGACAGUCUGCUGGGGUGGGCAAGAUCUUCAUCAAGUACGAAGACCCUCAGUCAGCGAAGAAAGCACUGCAAGCUUUGGCGGGCAGGAAAUUCGCCGAUCGGACUGUUGUUACAACUUACUUCGACGAGGCAAGUUUCGACGUGAAUGCCUGGUAA
This is a messenger RNA of Exophiala spinifera, 1677 nucleotides long. RefSeq lists its product as uncharacterized. Gene Ontology annotation, biological process: mRNA processing. NCBI's taxonomy places the organism in Eukaryota, Fungi, Ascomycota, Eurotiomycetes, Chaetothyriales, Herpotrichiellaceae. The transcript is spliced from 6 exons. Gene Ontology annotation, cellular component: U2-type prespliceosome; commitment complex; nuclear speck. Gene Ontology annotation, molecular function: pre-mRNA 3'-splice site binding; poly-pyrimidine tract binding. The record is from RefSeq and is a predicted model, not a curated record. Bases 1 to 1677 code for a protein of 558 amino acids.